CCUGCGCCCGCCCCUCCGUGGCGGGAACUGAGGCGGCUGUGCCGACGGUGGCAGAUCAGUCGCCGUGUCCGGCCGCUCGGGGCUCCCUGAGCCUCAUAUUUUCAGGUUGGGGAACGGAGCUAAGACUGCGACACCGCCUCGUCCCUUCACCGUCUGGGAACCCCGGGAACCCCAGGAACGAGCCGGCAGCGUCCUCGCUCCGGGGUCGGGCGGCUGGAAGGCCCAGGCGGUGGCCCGGGAAACGCGCGCGGAAGAGCGGGGGGAUCACAGGGUGAAGUAACCAUGCAGGCAUUUUUAAAAGGCACAUCCAUCAGUACUAAACCACCGUUGACCAAGGAUCGAGGAGUAGCUGCUACUGCUGGAAGCAGUGGAGAGAACAAGAAAGCCAAACCUGUUCCAUGGGUGGAAAAAUAUCGUCCAAAAUGUGUGGAUGAAGUUGCUUUCCAGGAAGAAGUGGUUGCAGUACUGAAAAAGUCUUUAGAAGGAGCUGAUCUCCCCAAUCUCCUGUUUUAUGGGCCACCUGGAACUGGAAAAACAUCCACUAUUUUGGCAGCAGCGAGGGAACUCUUUGGGCAUGAACUUUUUCGAUUAAGAGUUCUUGAGUUAAAUGCAUCUGAUGAACGUGGAAUACAAGUAGUUAGAGAAAAAGUGAAGAAUUUUGCUCAAUUAACUGUAUCAGGAAGUCGUUCAGAUGGGAAGCCAUGUCCUCCUUUUAAGAUUGUGAUUCUGGAUGAAGCAGAUUCUAUGACCUCAGCUGCUCAGGCAGCGUUAAGACGUACCAUGGAGAAAGAAUCUAAAACCACACGAUUCUGUCUCAUCUGUAAUUAUGUCAGUCGAAUAAUUGAACCUCUGACCUCCAGAUGUUCUAAAUUCCGCUUCAAACCUCUGUCAGAUAAAAUUCAACAGCAGCGAUUACUAGACAUUGCUGAUAAAGAACAUGUCAAAAUAAGCAAUGAGGGACUGUCUUGUCUUGUUCAAGUAUCAGAAGGAGACUUAAGAAAAGCCAUUACAUUUCUUCAAAGUGCUACUAGAUUAACAGGUGGGAAGGAGGUCACAGAUAAAGUGAUCACAGACAUUGCUGGGGUAAUACCAGUUGAGACAGUUGAUGGAAUAUUUGCUGCAUGUCAGAGUGGCUCUUUUGACAAGCUAGAAGCUGUGGUAAAGGACUUAAUAGAUGAAGGUCAUGCAGCAACUCAGCUUGUAAAUCAACUUCAUGAUGUAGUUGUAGAAAAUGAUGCUCUUUCUGAUAAACAAAAGUCCAUUAUUACAGAAAAACUUGCUGAUGUUGACAAGUGUUUAGCAGAUGGUGCUGAUGAACAUCUGCAAUUGAUUAGCCUCUGUGCCAUUGUGAUGCAACAGUUAACCCAGAAUUGUUAAAACCAUAUUCAAUUCAUACUGUUUUACAAUAAAAUAAUGAAAGCACCUUUAAA
Molecule: messenger RNA, 1430 nt
Organism: Myotis lucifugus (little brown bat)
Lineage: Eukaryota; Metazoa; Chordata; Mammalia; Chiroptera; Vespertilionidae
Gene: RFC4
Product: replication factor C subunit 4
Exons: 11
Coding region: 283-1377 (364 amino acids)
Biological process (GO): DNA-templated DNA replication; DNA repair
Cellular component (GO): nucleus; DNA replication factor C complex
Molecular function (GO): DNA clamp loader activity; ATP binding; ATP hydrolysis activity
Source: RefSeq, a predicted model, not a curated record